Caenorhabditis elegans is the source of this 1282-nucleotide messenger RNA. It is a transcript of the gene fbxc-28, whose product is annotated as F-box C protein. The transcript has 3 exons. The coding region runs from base 68 to 1234 and encodes 388 amino acids. The record is from RefSeq and is marked reviewed. Lineage: Eukaryota; Metazoa; Nematoda; Chromadorea; Rhabditida; Rhabditidae.
CUGUACAAUCCCUGGAUUUCUUACGUUCCCCACUGGAUUCUCUAUGCAAUAAUUUUUGUUUCAGAUUAUGCUGCUCGCUUAUCAAUCUGUCAUAGCCUCUAUCACUUAUUUGAAUCCAAAUAUCAGAUUCCAACUGUCCCGUCGUUGCCCAUCACUAAAGUCUGCAGAAAAAUCAGCACCUCUUUUUAUCAACAAGCUGAAAUUGUGUACAAACAGCGUAGUUGUUAACGAUAUCAGCUAUGAGGUUGAUGUCUACAAAACCUCGGAAGCGGUAUUGCUGACGUAUAAUACAGAUUUGGAUGUGUUUGGUUCCAUCGAUUUUGAUCUGGAAAUUGAGGAACAAAAUGAAAUAUUACUGGAUCACAGAACGUACAUGGCUGAGAGAAUGAGAUUGGAAAGAGAAGUUCUAGGUUUGAUGACACACUCUCGAAAUCCGAAUGCCGAUUUGAGCCGACUAAUGGAGAUUAAUAGAUUGAACAAAAUUCGAAUUCAAGCUCGGGAGGACAGAAGGGAAGUACCCAACACUCCACCGGAGCCUCCACUUGUACAGGUCAUUGAGUUUGCAGUCAUGGAGACGGAUAAUUAUGGCGACUGUUUAGAAAAUGAGCAGCUUACCUAUGAUCGAAAACUUCAUGAUGCUGUUAAGUAUAUCAUGGAGAAGCUUUUCUGUGGCCGAAAGACUCCGGUUCACCUAUCUACUUUAUCAAUCAAUAGUUUUGGAAUUCUACGGAUUCCAUUAAACAUGAGAUUCAAGAUCCGACAUCUGAAGCUGGUAUCUGGUCAUGCAAAUGAAAUCGCAAGCAAAAUUCGGCCGAUCAUUGAAGACUCGAGUUUCCCGUUGAAAUCUAUAAUAAUCAAGGAUCCAGUCGAGUUUGACGAUCCGAUCUACCACUCCACACAACUCCUCGUUCUUAGACAUCAGCUUGAGAACCGAUCACCAAGGUUUCUAAACGUCAAAGUUCUGCCAAAUCAAUUGUAUGUUACGACUAAAAUAUUGAAUUGGGUACAACAAGCCCGGCCAGUUGGGACAUGUUGGGAAUUUGUUGGAAUUGAUAAGAACUCAAAAAGGCAGUGCGUUCAAAAACUCAUGCAAAUACCUGGCGCGAUGCGUGCAUUGCACACAAAGUUAUGUUGGAUCAUUCUACCAGCAAACGACGAUUCGGAAAUCCACGUCACUGUCGCUCAAGAUAAGAUAAAUUCGAAGCAAUUCAGCAUAAAGUUAACCGUUUAUUGAAGAUUUGUUGAAAUUUCAAGUUCUAAUAAAAUUUCUGAAUUUCUAAAA